Molecule: messenger RNA, 1161 nt
Organism: Rotaria sordida
Lineage: Eukaryota; Metazoa; Rotifera; Eurotatoria; Philodinida; Philodinidae
Source: the annotation of a GenBank genome assembly
AUGGCUUCGUAUGUACCUCCAGCAUUGAAUAAUUCUUUAAGAACUGUUGAAUGGAUGUGGCAAUCAAAUCCAAAUCCUUUUUCAGAGUCUGAACCGGCUACAUGGAGUCAUUACUCAGAUUUAGAAAAUUUAAUUAUCGAAAAAGCAUUUCAAGAUAAACAACCACGAGCUCAACUGGAUGAUUAUUUUAUUGAUUUCGAAAGGAGUCUUCAAAUAUCGAACACUGAUGAUUACAACCAAAGAUCGAUUAAACGAGUGGUACGUAGAGAAGCACGUUUUAGAGAUCUUCCUGUUAGUUAUAAACAUUCAUUUGGUGGUGAAUAUGGCUGGGUAUCCCCAUUUGUAAUAGAAGUCAGACGAGACUUGAAACUUGAACCAGAUGACUUACCUUCGAAAAAAGCAAGCCUAGUUCCGAUACUUGUGGAAAAAGCAGUACAAGGUAUUAUUGAAGAAGGUAUAAGUAUCGAGAAAACAUGCGAAGCUGAAAAACUAGCUGAUAUGCUUCUAAAAGAGAAAAACGCAGGAAUCGAAGAAGUUUGGAGAUGCUGCGCUUAUCUUUAUACCUCGGAAAGUUUCUUGUACAAAACAUUAAAUGCAGCGAUGAGAUUGGUAGGAGACAAAGAACAGGAAGAAGUAUGGCGAAGUAAAGUUCGUACAUUGGGUCCAUUCUGUUUAUUAUUGUGGGAUGAUCCAUUUAAUACAAAAGUGACAACCAAAAAGACACUUUAUCGAGGAGCCACUCUAACUGAAGAACAGAUCGCUGCUUAUGCAAAAAUGGCCAAAGAUGACAUGGAUUAUGGAUCAUUUCAAGCGUAUACAUCAUGCAGUCGAAAUCGAGACGUAGCAGAGCAAUUUGGAAAUACUUUAUUCAUUAUGCAAGUCAAAUUUGCUUUUAUUGCCGAUCUAAGUCCAUUGUCUGACUUUUCUGCAGAAGAAGAAGAACUUAUUACACCCGGUGUUUCUUUUCGUGUCCUCAGUAUUAAAUUGGAUCCUACAAAAAUUCUUCGUGAUCUGCUUCGUGACGUUGAUCUUUAUAAUCUUACUGAUGCUGACGCUGUUCUUCUUGACGAUCUCCUCGGCUUCGAAGGUCAAUGCAUCAGAUCUGGUGAUAUCAAUAAAGAAGUACGAAUGGUUCUGUUGGGUGGAACUGGCAAUGGUUAG